UUCUUCCAAGAGAACUUGAGGGGAAGGAGAACUUAAGAAAGUUCUUCCAAGAGAACUUCAGGAUGAUCUUAAAUGAAGGAUCACGAAAGUUCUCUGUAGAGUUUGUUCCAGGAAGACGACAAGGAGGUGUUUCCAAAAGCUCUCGAGAAAGAAUCUCUAUGACGUUCUCCACGAGCUAAAGAUGACAAAGUGAUAAAUCCCCGUCGCUAAUGGAGUGUAAAGAAUAGUGACUUGUGAUAAAAAAGAAAGGCUAGAUUGUCACAUUCAAAAAAAUUCCAUUACCGGUAUACCGGGGAAUAUGCCCAACAUGCUAGAGGAAUAUCCCCGCCGGCCAUGCCUUCCUUCCUUUGAGCUCGUCCCGUGAUGGGAGGGCUCGCCUGACAAACCUCUCAUUUCCACGCACGUUUUUCUCUGGAGAUUCCUAGGGUUCCAAUCGAUCAACGCGUUCUCUCUCUUUUCUUUUCUCUUUCUUCGCUGGGCGUCGUGCGCGGUCCAAUCUUCUUCCUUCUGGAGAUUGAUCGCAUCGAAGAACAUCAGCGAGGAGGAAUUUCGCAAGGGAUUUCUCGAAUUUCUUGCUGCUAUCUCUUCCAUCCACAGGGGAAAUCGAUGCGCGUCCAUGAAUAUUAGCUUGCUGGACGACAGAUCGCGGGUCGUUUGCGGGAGAAUCUUGAGCCGGCCCAGGAGCUCUAGCCAUCGCUGGCCACAAUCGCGUUUCUAUGUCUCGGCGGAUUGCAUCGGCAGGGAAUUCAAGCGGGGGAUAGUGUGGAUCGGCCGCGCGGUGUGGAAGAAAUCCAAGCUCUCGAUCACUGCAUGCUGGUCGCCUCGCUCUUUCUCGAAUUCUUCCUCCUCGUCGUCGUCGAUUCCAUACCAUCGGCUAGAGAUCUUCCCCCACGCCACUGCUCACGCGCCCAAGCCCUCCCAGCCGUCGGAUGAUGUGCACGAAUCGUGCGGCCUCAAAGUCGCGUAUGGAGAGGACACUGUGGUGGUCAAGGUUGGCAUUGUGGGAGACUGCCAAACUGGAAAAACAAGCCUCAUGCAAAACUAUGUAGUCGGAGAUAGAAGCAAUGGAGACGAGAGCAUUUUCGGCGUGAAUGCGAUGGACAAAGUUCUUGACAUCCAUGUCGCCAAGAUCGCGCUCAGCAUUUGGGAGCUCGGAGGCUACAAGAAGUCGAUGGUACCAGCUGUUUGCAAUGACGCAGCAGCGAUUUUGAUCCUUUUCGACCUCACUAGACGCACCACUCUCCACAGUGUAAAGCAGUGGUUUAUGCUUGCCCGACAAUGUAACCAGGGCGCAAUUCCAGUUCUAGUUGGCACCAAGUUCGACCAGUUCAUAAAAAUGCCAGAAGGCUUGAAGUCUCUCAUAACUAAGCAGGCACGGCUGUACGCUCAAGCAAUGGGCGCGCCACUGCUCUUCACCAGCACUCCUUACAACAUCAAUGUACAUAAGGUUUUCAAGAUCGUUCUUGCGAGGAUUUUUGACUUGCCUUGUAACAUAUCCAGAAAUCUCACGCCUGGAGAGCCCCUAGUUGUGUACUAGGUAGCCUCCUGACAAGAUUUUGAUCCCUAUUCAACCAUACAUUGUUUUAUAGUCAAUUUUGUUGACCAUUCGACUUUAGUCAACGUAAUUGAGCUUUGUUGAUCUUA
Molecule: messenger RNA, 1644 nt
Organism: Selaginella moellendorffii
Lineage: Eukaryota; Viridiplantae; Streptophyta; Lycopodiopsida; Selaginellales; Selaginellaceae
Product: septum-promoting GTP-binding protein 1
Exons: 6
Coding region: 617-1537 (306 amino acids)
Molecular function (GO): GTP binding; GTPase activity
Source: RefSeq, a predicted model, not a curated record